GAAAUUUUGGAGGAAAAGUAAAAGAAAGAAGAAAAGGUGACUGAACAGACGCAAGCAAGCGAGUGGUGUCGUUGAUUUUUUCGCAAACGUCUCAAUUUCUUUAGAAAAUCUUUUCAUUUAUUUAUAUUUACAAUAUAGAAGUGUAGAAAAAUGCAGUUUUGGAGCACUCGAAAAUGUCGCUGCUUAGCAAUUUUUAUGGUAAUUUACGUCCUUUAUAAUCCUACGGAUUCUGGAGCUGUCGACAUGACCAGUGAAAAUGUUGACAUGACACUAGCGUCUAACGAAUUGGUUUUCCUUAAUUUCUACGCCGAAUGGUGUCGCUUCAGUAAUUUACUAGCGCCAAUUUUCAAUGAAGCUGCUGAUAAGGUGAAAGAGGCUUUUCCCGAACCUGGAAAAGUAGUGCUCGGUAGAGUCGAUUGUGAUCGCGAAACAGCAAUUGCAUCUCGUUUCCAUAUAACCAAAUAUCCUACACUCAAAGUGAUACGCAAUGGACAGUUGAGUAAACGUGAAUAUCGAGGGCAACGCUCGGCCGAGGCAUUUUUAGAUUUUGUGCGAAAACAACUUGAGGAUCCAAUUAAAGAGUUUUCAUCAUUGAAAGAUUUAGAGAAUCUUGAUUCGAGGAAACGUAUAAUUAUAGGCUAUUUCGAUCGCCGUGAUCAGCCAGAGUAUAACACUUUCCGCAAAGUGGCUACAAAUCUGAAAGAAGAUUGUCAAUUUCACGUUGGUUUUGGUGACGCAGCGCAGGCCAUGCAUCCGCCAGUUGUGGACGGUAACAGCAUUGAAAGAGGUAAUGCGCUUUUCAAUAUCAUUAUAGGUAAAAUAUGUAAAUUUUAAUUUCGUUUUUAGUUUAAAUUUGCUUUCCAUUUUUCACAUAUGCUUUGUACUAUACAUAUGUAUAGUAUUUGCACUACAAUUUUUUAGUUAGUUAAAAAUUCAGAAUUUCUCAAUGUGUGUAAAAGCGAAGAUAUGUAUAUAGAUAUAGAUAUUUACUAUUAUUUUCAUAUUGGGUUUCAUCAUUCAAAUUAAUCCAUUUAAUAAUUAUGUGUUAACGAAGUU
Messenger RNA from Rhagoletis zephyria (snowberry fruit fly), 1056 nucleotides. Its product is annotated as endoplasmic reticulum resident protein 44-like. Gene Ontology annotation, cellular component: endoplasmic reticulum-Golgi intermediate compartment; endoplasmic reticulum membrane. Lineage: Eukaryota; Metazoa; Arthropoda; Insecta; Diptera; Tephritidae. Gene Ontology annotation, biological process: protein folding. The record is from RefSeq and is a predicted model, not a curated record. Gene Ontology annotation, molecular function: protein disulfide isomerase activity.